Messenger RNA from Anopheles stephensi (Asian malaria mosquito), 2278 nucleotides. It is a transcript of the gene peng, whose product is annotated as protein penguin. The record is from RefSeq and is a predicted model, not a curated record. Gene Ontology annotation, biological process: regulation of translation. Gene Ontology annotation, molecular function: mRNA binding. Gene Ontology annotation, cellular component: nucleolus. The transcript has 3 exons. NCBI's taxonomy places the organism in Eukaryota, Metazoa, Arthropoda, Insecta, Diptera, Culicidae. Bases 137 to 2188 code for a protein of 683 amino acids.
CACGUGCUGUCAUCGUGGUGCGCCGCUGCCCAAGAAAACGUGUUUUUGUUGAUCGUAACCGCUGCUGGAAAACGCAUUUAUUUUGUAAAAGAAGCGAAAUUUAGUUCGAUAACUCCUUCACAUACCUGGUACAAUCAUGAUUCAAACAAAGAAACGAUCGGUAUCGUCGUCCGAAAAUGGUGCGUCAGACAAACCGGUGAAAAAGCUCAAGAAAGAUUCCGCAACCAAACCGGCCGACACAAAACCGAAAGUGAAGACACUCAAAAAGGACGGCACGGUAAAGCCGAGCUUUAGCAAACCUGCAGGGAAAUUUCAGAAGAAAACCUCACCCUCCGCCGGUGGCGGUAAGCCGGGUGAAAAGGUGGAGAAGAAACCGUUCGUCGCCAAUACGCCCGAAUCGAAGAAAGAGUACUGGAAUGGGUUGAAGGCGAAGCAGAAGGAACUUCGCCAGCAACGUCGCCAGAACAAAUCGAAGGAACUGUACGAGCUGAGCGUGAGUGCGAAGAAAAUCUACGAAAAGUUGAAGCGCAAGACGGCCGAAGGCAAGGAGGAGCUGGUGCAGAAGCUGCACGAGCUGCUGGGCAAAGAGAAUGCGUACGCGAAGAUCGCCACCUCGCACGAUACGGCCCGUGUCAUCCAGUGCAUGAUCAAGAACGCGUCGGAAGAGAUCCGGGAUCAGAUCGCGAGCAGCCUGAUGCCGUGCGUGGUCGAUCUGGCAACGUCCAAGUACGGGCAUCACUGCGUUACCAGCUUGUUCAAGCACGGCUCGAAGCACCUGUGGGCUCGGGUGGUGGACGCGAUCAUAAAGGACGUUCUGAAGAUGGUCAAUCAUACGUUUUCGAGCGCGAUCGUAGACAGUGCGUACAACGAGUACGCGACCAACGAGCAGCGCAGCUUUAUGCGGCAAGCGUUCUACUCCGAGCUGUACAAGUUGGACAAGGAUCGAACGGUGCACGCGAUGAAGGAUUGCUGGAAGACGAACGCGUACAUGAAGACGAGCGUGCUGUCGACGGUGAAGGAACAUCUGGUGCAUGCUGCAAACAAGAAGCUAACGGACAACAGUUUGCUGCACGCGCUGUUGAUGGAGUUUCUCGAGGAAGCGGGCACCACCGAACGGUCAGAGGUGAUGGAACUCUACAUCCCACUGUUGGCAUCGAUUUCAAGCACCCGGGACGGUACCGGCGCGGCAAUCUACUGCUUCCUGCACUCGGUCGUAAAAGAUCGCCGUGCUGCCCUGAAAGCCAUGAAGCCGUACAUCGAAAAGCUGUCCAUUCACGAGCAUGGCCACCGGUUGAUUAUGUGCAUACUGAACUGCUACGACGAUACGGUCACACUGGGCAAGCAAGUCAUCGCUCCCAUCAUGGAGCAGGUGGAAACGAUCGUGGGCAGCGGGGAAUGGGGCCGCAAGGUGGUCGGGUGGAUUUUCUCACCCGACGACAAAGAUUUGCUCCAUCCGACGCAGAUCGAGCUGCUGAACGGGUACCUGGAGCACAGCAAGAAGGAUAAGGAAGUUCGCCGCAAGGAGGUGUUUGCUGCCGCCAAGGAAACGUUCUGCAAGCAGAUGGAAAGCAAUGCGAGCUUUUGGUUGCGGGGCGGUCACACCGCCCUCCUGACAGCGUCUAUUCUCAAAAACUUCCAAGGCGAAGAAUUGGCCCAGUUGCAUCGUGCACUAGCGAAGGUGGUGUGCGACCCCGACUGGAAGGUGCACGAGAACGAAAUCAAUCUCGACGGGUCCAUCCUGUCGCUGGAAGUGGACAAAAAGCCGAAGGAAAACGUUACGCCAGGCACGGAGCGCAAGAUAAAGAAGAUCAAAAAGAGCCCAUUUGAGGAGGAUAAAGCAGCGGCUCGCGAGAAACAGCUAGCCUCAAAUCCGCUGAUAAACGGGCUCGAGCAUGCUGGUAUACAUAUUGCGCUGAAGAAAAUGAUCAAACAAGAUCAGGAAAAGCGCCAGCUGGCCGGUGAAGACGUUUCCCAGUUCGGGUUUGCGAUCGUGGAGGAAUUGACCGUUGAGCAUGCCGGCACGUGGAUCGGUCAGAAUCGGCCCUCCUUUCUGCUGUUGCUAAUAUUCGAAAAUUCCACCGACGAAGUGCAGCAAAUGUUGAGGAAAAAGCUUGUACCGCUUAAGAAGGAACUAAAAGCACAGAAACAUACGGGCGGUAAGCUGUUGGCGGAGAAACUGAAGCUGUAGGGGAAGAAUAUGCACACACUGCCUUAGAUGUGGAUGUGUGUGUGUGUGGUUGGUAUAAAAGAAAAAAUAAAUAUAAAUUCGAACUCAAAA